AUGGGACGCAGUAUCCUUAACAGCAAGACGGUUAGAACGAUAACCGGCGACGGCGUCAAAGGCGACAUUCUCCCACCAAUGCGUAAUAUACACGGCCUUGCGGCUAAUGAUAUACAUCGUGGUACACCCAUGGAGACCCUCGACUCCGGUGCUGAACUCGGUCUAUUGAGCACGGCUGAAUUCAUGCAUUAUCGCCGCACUCGUAUCAGUCGCUCGUUUGCAACUCUUCUUGAACACGAUCUGCUUUGUGCGCUUGGGCAUUGCUUUCUCGUAUUAUACUCCCAAUUUAUCACCCGGCAGCACCAUUCUUUUGGCCAGGUCCUUGGUCCCCGCCGCGGCCGUCGUCCUAAUCGUGCUGGUAACAUUCCUUUCAAGUCGGAGAAAUCCUACGCUGCCUUCGCCGCUGCAUCUGCCGCUGCAAUACCCACGGCGCUUGCUGCUGCUACUGUCGCUGUCAUCAACUAUCUUGAUAGAUUGGUCGCGGUAGUGUCAGCCCGUUUCGCGACGAGGCCGGACGGGGAUGUGCCUUCUGCCAGUUUGAGUCGGCCAUUGAAUAACGGGGUUGCAGAGACUGCAAAUGCAAGCCAUGCUAGAAGUAUCCACAAGGCUCUCAUGACCGUUCAGGUGCGCUGGCCAGUAAAGAAACCUGCACUGUGUAGUGAAUGA
Molecule: messenger RNA, 666 nt
Organism: Aspergillus homomorphus CBS 101889
Lineage: Eukaryota; Fungi; Ascomycota; Eurotiomycetes; Eurotiales; Aspergillaceae
Exons: 2
Coding region: 1-666 (221 amino acids)
Source: RefSeq, a predicted model, not a curated record